AUCACAUCACCUCACCCAGCAACCAACGCCAAGAUCGACGACUGCUUGCUCCCCCCCAUCAAUUAAUUGCCCGCCAAACACCAUCCACCUUCAACACAUCAACCCAACCCCAUCCCCAACCACCGUUCAUCCAUCGACACUUCCAUCUCACAUACACCAAGCUCUCCAUCCCGAUCACCCCGCUUUGAACCGAAAGCAGCAACAACACUAGCAUAAACCAUGGCUGACGCAGCCGUCGCGAAACGCCCGUCCACGCUGACCUUCACCGACCCUACCUACUCCUCCGCCCUCGACAUAGACAGCUUUGACAGCGAUGACAACGACUACGCAAAGCUCAAGAAGCUGCAGCGGCAUCUUGAGUACAUAAGUCUGCAGGAGGAGUACAUCAAGGAUGAGCAGCGGAGUUUGAAACGGGAGCUUGUGCGUGCACAGGAGGAGAUAAAACGGAUCCAAAGUGUGCCAUUAGUUAUUGGGCAGUUCAUGGAGGCGAUCGACCAGAAUACCGGAAUCGUACAGAGCUCAACUGGCUCCAACUACUUCGUCCGCAUCCUCUCCACGCUUGACCGCGAACUUCUCAAGCCAUCGUCGUCGGUGGCACUACACCGCCAUUCCAACUCUCUGGUCGACAUCCUGCCACCAGAGGCGGAUUCGUCGAUCGCGAUGCUGGGUGACCACGAGAAGCCCGACGUCAAAUACUCCGACGUAGGAGGCCUCGACAUGCAAAAGCAAGAGAUCCGCGAAGCGGUCGAGCUUCCGUUAACGCACUUCGACCUGUACAAGCAAAUCGGCAUCGACCCACCACGAGGCGUGCUGCUGUACGGGCCCCCAGGCACCGGCAAGACCAUGCUCGUCAAGGCCGUCGCGAACAGCACAACCGCCAAGUUCAUCCGCGUGGUCGGCUCCGAGUUCGUGCAGAAGUACCUCGGCGAAGGCCCGCGCAUGGUCAGAGACGUCUUCCGCAUGGCCAGAGAGAACUCGCCCGCGAUCAUCUUCAUCGACGAGAUCGACGCUAUCGCUACAAAGCGCUUCGACGCCCAAACUGGUGCCGAUCGCGAGGUCCAGCGUAUCCUCCUCGAGCUGCUGAACCAGAUGGACGGCUUUGACCAGACCUCCAACGUCAAAGUAAUCAUGGCGACCAACCGCGCCGACACUUUGGACCCAGCCCUGCUGCGUCCCGGCCGUCUAGACCGCAAGAUCGAAUUCCCGAACCUCCGGGACCGCCGCGAGCGGCGCCUGAUCUUUACGACGAUCGCCAGCAAGAUGUCGUUGUCACCCGAAGUCGACCUAGACAGUCUGAUCAUCCGCAACGAGCCGCUGUCGGGCGCCAUCAUUGCCGCGAUCAUGCAGGAGGCUGGGCUCCGCGCCGUCCGUAAAAACCGAUACAAUAUCAUCCAGGCUGACCUCGAGGACGCUUACAGCUCCCAGGUCAAGGUCGGGAAUGAGGCCGAAAAGUUUGAUUUUUACCGUUAGAUAUUAUUGCUACCGUGGGUGUGGAAUUGAAUUGCUUGCUUGGUUGGUUUUGCUUUACGGUACUUUCGUGCGAUGGGCCUAAAUGGAUGGGAUGGGAGGUGGGUAGGUAGGCGAUAGUGUGUACAAGCUGAAAUGGAAAGGCAUUUGGGUUUGCGGUUGCAGUUUGCAGUUACAUCAUACUGCAAUUGAUGCGGUGUGGUUCGACACUAAUUUCAAUAUACGUAUUUUUGCCUACAGAUCCUCCUGUCUCGGAAUCGCCAUCGUCAUCGACAUCUCUCCAUCAUCAUCACCUCCACUACAUAACAAU
Messenger RNA from Tricharina praecox, 1777 nucleotides. RefSeq names its product P-loop containing nucleoside triphosphate hydrolase protein. Gene Ontology annotation, molecular function: ATP hydrolysis activity; ATP binding; proteasome-activating activity. The coding region runs from base 220 to 1470 and encodes 416 amino acids. The record is from RefSeq and is a predicted model, not a curated record. The transcript has 4 exons. Lineage: Eukaryota; Fungi; Ascomycota; Pezizomycetes; Pezizales; Pyronemataceae. Gene Ontology annotation, biological process: proteasome-mediated ubiquitin-dependent protein catabolic process. Gene Ontology annotation, cellular component: proteasome regulatory particle, base subcomplex.